GGAAAAAAGAGGAGGGUAGACAGAGGGAGGUGGAGAGAGAUAACAGAUCAGAUGGAGGAAGGGAGAGGUAAAGGGAGUGUGAAUUCAGCCUACUCGAGCUAACCUCCACAGGACUGAGUGAAGCUAGAAAUCUUUUACAGAACGGUGGAAUAUCUUGUUUUAUUCCUGCAUCUAUUUUGUGUAUAAGGGAGCUGGUUUGCUUCCUUCUUAAUCUUGCAGAAUGGUGGGUCUCUCAUCCAUGGCUGCUGAGGCAGUGGAGGUGCUGGUUAAGGAGCUUGGUGUGCUGCUGAAGAUGCUGGACCAAGAGAACCUCAGCAUGUCUACCCAGGAGAAGAAAACUUCAGUGAGGAACCUCUUACAGCAGAUCCAAACUUCAGAAUUGGGACCAGAUUACAUCUACGUGAACUCUUCCGUGUACAAAAAUGGGACGAGUUUUGUGGAGUCUUUGUUUGAGAAAUUUGACUGCGAGCUCGGAGACCUUAAGGAAGUCACGGAUUAUCUGAAAGAUGACAAAAACUCACAAGAUGACACUUUAAAACAGAGCUGUACAGACUCCCCUCCCCCGCUGCCCACAACGCCUCCUCCUGAAGAGUACUACGAAGAGGCCGUGCCCCUUAGUCCUGGCAUGGCUCCUGAGUACAUAAUCACACGAGACAGGCCCAGCCCUCCCAACUCUAUCGAUGACGUCUAUGAAGAUACUGACAACCACUACCAGGCAACCAUUAAUUUGCAACGCAAAAACUCCUACAAUGACUCAGAUGCUCUGAGCAGUUCCUAUGAAUCGUACGAGGAGGACGAAGAGGAGCGGAGCCCCGGCGUCACUCAUCAGUGGCCAUCGGACGAGAGCAAUAUGCCUCCCGUCAGAGACUGUCGCAUAUGUGCCUUCUUGCUGCGUAAGAAACGCUUCGGUCAGUGGGCCAAACAGUUCACCGUUAUCCGAGAAAACAGACUACAGUGCUAUAAGAACUCCAAAGACACAUGUCCCUAUGUGGACCUCCUGUUGCCCCAAUGCUCUGUCGUCUACCUACCUAAGGACAUCAAAAAGAAGCACCAUGAGCUGAGGUUCACCUUACCUAAUGGAGAUGGACUGGUUCUGGCAGUUCAAAGCAAGGAGCAGGCUCACAAGUGGCUAAAGGUUGUCCGACAGGCGAGCGGUCAAACCGGAGUACCCGAGGAAGCCACGUCUCCCAUCACCCAGAGGAAACACGAGCUUGACAAGAGGUUGUCCGUAGACAGAAACACAUCUGAUUCAGACAGCGUGGGUGUUUCAGCAGGAGAGAAUAGCAAAGAGAAUGUUAAGGUGAAGCGGGGAGCUUUCGCUGCAGGACGGAAGAUCACACGCAUCAUCAGCUUUUCCAAGAAAAAGUCAUCGCGGUCGGGCGGCUCCCGGACGUCCUACGGUGACCCUCGACAAGGCUACCUGUUGGUGCUGGUGAACCAGGUAUGGAGAGAGCACUGGUGUUGUGUGUGCAGAGGCUCCCUGCACUUCUAUCACGACCGGGGGGACCCGCGGACCUCCCUGCCGUCCCUGCCGCUGAACGGCUGCGAGGUGGUCCCUGGGCUUGGACCCAAACACCCCUUUGCCUUCCGCAUCAUGAAGGACAGCACGGAGAUGGCAGCUCUGGAGGCGAGCAGCUCUGAUGAGCUUGGGCAGUGGCUCGGCGUCAUCCUUGCCGAAACGGGCUCUGCCACGGACCCCGAGUCCCUGCAUUACGACUACGUUGACGUGGAAACCAUCGCACACAUUCGGGACGCCGCUCGAAAUUCCUUCCUGUGGGCUACCUCCUCCAGCAGCACCUCCACCGAUUCCAGGACGUACGACGAGGUCCCUACUGAGGACACGCAGUUAAAGGAGAAAUCAUGUAAUCAAGGGAAGCGACACUCGAGUUACUCCCACAGCAACUUCGGCCAAGACAAGUCGUUAGUCUCCCUGAAGCGAACGGACUCAAACACCAGCCCAUAUGGACGGUAUGGGAAAACACGAGCGGAGGAAGACGCCAAGCGUUACCUCAGAGAAAAAGAAGAGCUGGAAACGGAGCGGGACGGAAUACGGCAUGCGCUGGUGACGCUCCGACAGCAGAAGAGAGAACUGAAGGAACAGCUUAAGGUGGCUUCAGAGAGGAGAAAGUCCUUGCUGGAGAAGCGCGUGUCCCAGCUGGAGGAGGCUUGCAAGGCCAAAGAGGCUGAGAGGGUGGACCUGGAACUCAGACUGACACAGGUCAAAGAAAACCUGAAGAAGAGUCUGGCAGGCGGAGCGCUGGGCGCACCUGUGGAGGCCAGGCCACCUGCCAAGGAGUUCGGCAAAAAAAUCCAGAAUUCCUACAGCAAUUCUUUACCAGUGAACUGCGCCGCGGAGAUGCGAAAGAGGCCGCCGUCGAUUUGCGCGUCCUCUGCUGGAACCGUCAUGCAGAAAGCAAAGGAAUGGGAGUUAAAGAAAAGCAUCUAGGAGAAAUUUUGAUGGAAAAGACUGAAGUAAAUGGAUAUCACAGGGUGUGACUUUUUCCUACCUUCAUUCUUCAUCAGGUUCAUCUGCCAAACUGAUCAAAAAACCCCCGGAGGUUUUCCAUUCCGACAUUUAGGACUUGUGUCGAAAGCAAUACAUAAAUCAGCCAGCAGGUGGAGGUACAAUCCCACUGGAUAUUUGCUCUUUGGAGCUCUGAAACGGUCUGCUUGGGAUACACUAUUUGGACUCUUCACUCACUGCAUUCAUGUAUUUUCAUUGUCUUGAUGGCACUGAAUGGGUCAAGGGAAAGAAAGAAAGAAAGAAAGGGAGAAUCUAUGCGACAAAGGCACAAGAGACGUGCACUGAAAGCAGAGGGAAGUACGUAAAAUGUGGAGUUGGAAGGCACAGAUGGUUGCAGCAUCACAAAUGAUGAAAGUGAAAUGGUGUGCAGGCCAAACCUGACUAAUGUGAUAUUUUGGAAAGAGUCUUACUAUGAGGUGCCUUUCACACAGCGGCAUGUUUUUAUUUGUUUCUUCAUGUACAUAGCGAACUACAACUACUGUUUCUGUUUCAUUCUGCGUCAGACUUUCAUCAUCGUGCAACAAACAGCAUCGUGCAAAAGUUUUAGACACUAAGAGUUGGUCAUUAGAUUUUUUAAAUUAUUCUACUAAAGUCCCUGGCCACACUGAUUUGGCUCCAGCAGCGUCCUACAUUUACUUGAAUCUUUUUUGUAGGUAACUGAAUGACUAACAUAGCGAUGCUACUCUGUGAUCUAUCCCUUUUGUUGUCAUUUAAAUACUUUCUGUCAACUUUUGCACUUUAUGUAAACCUGGAUGAGGGACUAAUAAAUUUGCUUUUCACUGUACAA
Messenger RNA from Gambusia affinis (western mosquitofish), 3311 nucleotides. It is a transcript of the gene afap1l1a, whose product is annotated as actin filament associated protein 1-like 1a. Bases 221 to 2446 code for a protein of 741 amino acids. Lineage: Eukaryota; Metazoa; Chordata; Actinopteri; Cyprinodontiformes; Poeciliidae. Gene Ontology annotation, molecular function: SH3 domain binding. The transcript is spliced from 19 exons. Gene Ontology annotation, cellular component: cytosol. The record is from RefSeq and is a predicted model, not a curated record.